AUCUGGCCUACGCUUCAUCACCUGAUAAUAUAUUACAGAACAACGUUGCUUUUGGAAUAAGGUAAUAUUUGAGUACGGUUUUAAAAUACAAGUAUAGUGUUUGCUGGAGUUCCUGUGAGGGUUGCGAGGAUGAAGGCCAAAAUGUUCCUGAUUGGUUCUCUGUGGUUGUCUCUUUGCUGCUUGCUUCAAGCUCAACCAGAGAAGAUUGGUGAUCCACUGGACAUGGCUGUAAACUCUGUUGAUGACAUGUACUCUACCUGUGCUGCACAGAUGGAAGCAAAGGUCAAGAAGACGUACUUUGAAAGGGAAAUGAAAAAUAAUGUAUUCAGCAAGGCAUGGAACGCGGCAAAAAAUUGUGCAGAUAGAAAUAUGAAACACAAAGAACCAGGAGAUGAAGCUCUAACAAAAGAUCACAUGCAAGCAAUUUGUGUUUACACAGCUGGAGGACCAGCAGACUUCUUUAAGGCAUUCAAUGACGCAGUCCGGACCAAUAGACAACAAUAUAGUUCAUCUUUUCCAUUCCACUCUUUGCAUUUCUGGCUGACCAGAGCGAUACAGAUCCUCAACCAUAAUAAAUGCUACACAACUUUCCGUAGAACCACAUGCACGUUAACAGGUGAAAUCAACCAAGAAAUUCGAUUUGGUUCUUUUGCCUCCUCCUCCAAAUUAUCAACUCUGACAAAGUUUGGUAAGACAACAUGCUUUAAAAUUACAACAUGCUAUGGAGGUUAUCUGAAAAAAUACGCAGUGCUUGGAGAUCAUGAGCAGGAGGUGCUCAUUCCACCUUAUGAGACGUUCAAGAUAAUCAGCAAAGAUAAACCUCUUGAACUUAGCGACUGUAAGACUGUCUAUGUUCUGAAACCUACUGGUGUUCAAAGCAAUCUUAACUGCCAAGUUGCAAACCAAAUCAUUUUGUGAUUGUCUUUCUUCACACAUAUAAAUUUAGAACAGUUUCAUCUUGUUCUAAAUUUACACAUGACUGAUCUUUAAAGAGAAAGUUCAGAUUGAACUUUGUGAGGAAGUUUAUCCUAACUUCCUCACUUGGGAUAAACAUGCAGACAUUUAGUCUGUAGCAUAAAGCUAAUGGCGAACUUCUCUAUGCUGCUUAGAAACAUUUAACUGCUGCAAGCUAAAGCUUAGAAAACAGGUUUAAAACCAUCGUUUUGCUAAUGUGAAAGUAUUUCUGCUGGAAGAAAAUACUGUUAUUUUUCUUAAUUCUGUGCAACUUCAAUAAAUACAUUAUUAUGUAAAUAUGCAUUAUAUUUCUUUAAUGAAUGUCAGCAUUGUGCACGUAUUAAAUUAUACAAUAGAAGAAGGAUUGUGUGUGUAUUGUUUGCAUAAUAGUAGAUGAAUGAAUUAAUAUAAGUCACUGCGGCCUGUGACUUUAAAUAAAAAGAUGACUGAU
Molecule: messenger RNA, 1405 nt
Organism: Poecilia latipinna (sailfin molly)
Lineage: Eukaryota; Metazoa; Chordata; Actinopteri; Cyprinodontiformes; Poeciliidae
Product: erythroblast NAD(P)(+)--arginine ADP-ribosyltransferase-like
Exons: 3
Coding region: 130-918 (262 amino acids)
Molecular function (GO): NAD+-protein-arginine ADP-ribosyltransferase activity; NAD+ poly-ADP-ribosyltransferase activity
Source: RefSeq, a predicted model, not a curated record